This is a messenger RNA of Nicotiana attenuata, 810 nucleotides long. RefSeq lists its product as uncharacterized. The transcript is spliced from 2 exons. The record is from RefSeq and is a predicted model, not a curated record. NCBI's taxonomy places the organism in Eukaryota, Viridiplantae, Streptophyta, Magnoliopsida, Solanales, Solanaceae. Bases 182 to 670 code for a protein of 162 amino acids.
CCAAAUUUCAUUAUCACCAAACCCCUCCAAUUACGUAAUAUACACUAUCGUCCAAACACAAACACAUCUCUACAAUUCCAGAACAUUAAAAAAAAAAAUACUCGCACUAAUAUAUAGUUUGUGAUAUUAAUUCUAUCAACUGAAUUAUCUAUCUUUAAUCCAUCACUUUAUUUUUAAAAAAAUGGCAUCGUCCCUAUCUCCAGUAAAGCGUCGUGCUACCACCGUGCACGGCGGAAGAGCGGCACCGAGACUCGCGGUCGCACAUACAAAUCCGGCCGUUAUAGAUGUUCAGGCCGGAAAUGUGAAGCAACACAAGUUAACGAAGUUGUUGCUAAAUGUGAACAUUCAGAAUAGUUUGGGACCGGUGCAUGUGGUGAUGUCGCCGGAGAACACCGUCGGAGAUUUGGUAAGGGCGGCGAUUGAGAUUUACGUGAAGGAGAAGCGGCGGCCUCUGUUGCCUAGUGGUGAUCCUCUGUGUUACGGGGUUCAUUACUCACAGUUCAGUUUGGAUAGUUUGAAGACAGAGGAGAAAGUGGUGAAUUUGGGAUGUCGAAGUUUCUUUCUUUGUCCAAAACCAAACAAUGUUGUCAAUUCAUCAUGUGUGGACAAAGCAAAGGCAAAAUCAAGAUCUCCACUUCCGUUAACAAAGCUCAUGGAUUUCGUUCUAUAACUUUUUCAUAUUCUAAACACUAUAUAUAGCUUUUUAUUUUAUUUUAUAUUUUUUCAUUUGAAUGUGUCACCUUUGCGAAUAUUGUAGAAAUUGAAUGUGCUAAAAUAUCUUGGGCUGAGUUAAAAUAUUCAUUCAACUUC